AGAACGUAUAUUACGCAUAUUUUCUUACCAUGACUGCAUAUAUUUACCAAAAUGUGCAGGACUAUUAACUUAAGACUCGUGCUCACACUUCUUGUAUUCGAUGGCUUUUUUGCGGAAGCCGCUGCCACAAGAUACUUGGUAACAGCAUCCAAAGGUCAUGUCCUCUCCAUUCCAAUAGACGAGAAAUCCAAUUCAAAAUUAAUUACUCAGAAUUCAACGUCUUUGCGAUGUCCAAACCUGAACCCUUCCAGUAUAAGCGUGGGUCGCAAGCAGCUUUACGCUGCAAACAUCAACACAAGAAAUAUUGAGAUAUAUUCGUUUGACCCUGAAAGAGAAAGCGGAAUUGACAGUUGCACCCCAUUUAUUUUAAAUUCUGGGGUUCCCGGUCCAAAUGUGAAAAUAGCUUUUGACUGGAUUUCAAACAACCUCUACUGGACCGAUCCUACCUUCAGAUGGAUUGCGAUGAUUUCUGUGCAACAUGAAGACAAUUACACCAUACUCAUACGAGAAAAUAUCCACAUUCCGUCAGCUAUUGUAGUUGAUCCAAUUAACAAAUACCUGUUUUGGAGCGACGAGGGGAAAUUUCCAAAAAUUGAACGUUCAAGCCUUAUCGGAAAAGAUCGGAAUAUAAUAGUUUCAGAAGAUAUCUUCUACCCUAGAUCAAUAACUGUCGAUAUUGACAACAGGAAGAUAUACUGGAUGGAUUAUUAUGCUCUCAGUGUGUUCCAAUCUGAUUAUGAGGGAAAGUCAAGAAAAACAAUCUACCCGUUUUCAAGUAUGAUGUUUGGUGAAAUAAAGCAAUUUUCAGACAUUUUACUUGUUGCUACCACCAAUCAGAAAGACAGCUUGAAAGUGUUGACUUUGGACACAUAUACUCACUCACCUUUUCCUGUAAUUGAAGUCAAUACAACUGGCACAUCUUCCAUAGCAAUUUUGGACACUCAAAUAGCUCUCCAUGCAAUCAAUCAAACAUGUGAACAUAUUUUCGUGAGAGAAAAGAAACAAACAAUUUGUCUAUGCGGAGAAGGUUUUGUACUGAACUCGGAUGGCCAAACAUGUGCGAGUCAAGCAAAAUUUAGUGCAGACACUACUGUUCCACAUCCGGCGAUAUUCUGGUCCACGAAAACGAGCAUUUGUGCAGCGGACAUCAGAGCAAUGUAUGAUUCAACUGGAAACUUCCGGAAUAGAACAAUAUGUUUCGAUAAGAUCGGUUGGAACAUACAGUGGUUCGCUGUCGACUCGAGCGACAUGAAGCUUGUAUAUACUGAUGGAACUAAAAUAAAUACAUUGACGAUGGAUGGGCAAAGUACUCGACGCAGUUUAGUCGAAGAAUCAGAGGAAAUAAACGGUAUUGCUCAUGAUUGGAUAGACAAAAAUGUGUAUUGGUGCCAGGGUAAACAUAAUGGGAAGAUAAGCUUUGUUUCCCAGUCAACAUUGAGCCGCUACACUGUUAUAACCGGUCUGGUACGUCCGAGGUCCCUCGCUCUUGUUAUGUCUAGAAGUGAAAUGGUAUGGAUUGAAGGAGAAAAUGAUACCAUCACAAUUAUGACGGCUCACAUAACCGGUUCCCAUGUACGCGAGCUAGUACCUUUUAAACCAUACGCCUUGUCCGUCGAUGAACUCACAAGCAGGAUAUAUUUUGCUAUGAAAUAUUCUUUGACAUCCAUCGAUUUCGACAAGCAGAACAUGGCGAUCGUGAUAAAUCCGAUACGUGACUGCACCCCAUUCAGUGUUUACGAGAAUCAUGUCAUUAUUGCCUAUUCAUCUGCAUUGUCGUGGUUCACGUUAUCUGAAGUGUUCAAUUACCAUACUACUUUUUUGAACAUUGGUGAAGUCACUAGUUUAGCCAUUUAUGAUAACAGAGGUCAUCUUCGUAUGAUUGAUGCAUGUAAGGUCAAUAACGGUGAAUGUGACGGUAUGUGUAUUCCGAUAGGAAGAAAUCGUGUCUGUAGAUGUGGUUAUGGUUUUUCGAUGGAUGCAAAUGGACGAACAUGUUCAUCAGAACCACUACUAGAUAACUUCAUAGUUGUAUUGGAAUUACAUAGGUAUACUCUGGAAAACAAAAUAUUUCAAAUAAGUCUCGCCAAUAUAAAUGCAAGCGCUUUCGUGGUCCCGACAAACAUAGUCGAUAGCAUACAACAUGUAGUAUACGAUGCAGUCAAGAAAAGGAUAAUAUGGACAGAUGGAGAAAGUUUUUGGUACAAGCAAAUAUCUCCUCUACCAAAAAUAGGACAGUUUGGUAUCUAUACAGAUCGAUUUAUAGACACAUUUGACAUGGAUUAUAGUACGGGCAAUAUUUACUAUGCUUACAAAGUUAAUGCGAAACAAAGUAUUGGAGUAAUGUCCCCAGAUGGGCUCAAUAGAACAUUGAUACAACUUGGCACGGAUAUCGUUGGGGAAAUUGCUUUAGAUCCUGCUUCGGGGUUGAUUUUUUGGAUUGACAGCAGCCUCCCUAUUGUUUCUAUGACACGUUCUAUCAAACGAAUGAACAUGGAUGGAACGACUAAAAUCACCCUUGUCAGCCACAAUGCAAACGAAAACAACAUGUGUCUGACUUGUUCGAAUCGACUAACCAUAGAUAAAAUGAGCAAAACAAUAUAUGCACUUUACUCGGGAAGCAUAUACCGGUGUGAAUAUGAGCCCAAUACGUGUGUAUGGUUCUAUACAGUUGGAGGUUGGGUAGAAGAUCUGAUAGUCGUUGGCGAAUAUCUCUAUUACUCACACCGGGAUCAAUUCUAUCUAACAAAGCAUCAUAAACAAAACAAGUUGGAGAUUUCGCAUAUUGCUGCAAAUCCAGAUAGGAUUUCAUUUGGUAUUUUUGCAGACAUCAUUUCAAAUGACGGUCCGACGACCAAGUGCAGUAGUAACAAUGGGCGGGGAGAAUGCAGCACAUUCUGUCACCCAAUACCAAAUGGUUAUACCUGCGGGUGUCAGGAUGGGGAUCAAUUGAUGACAGACAACAAGACGUGUAAACUUGCAUUUGUGGAUUCUUCUGCAGGCCCUAGACCUUCGGAUAACAAAACUGUAGAAUCGGAUGAAUACACAUUCACUGUAGCCUCAUUCACGUCAAAAGCGUAUCCUGCUUUCAAAACAGAGGUCUCAGACACUGGUUCAUCAUCGAAGUUGCUUUACAUCGUCGCUAGUGUGGGCGCCGUUAUUGCAAUUCUUGUUGCAGCUAUUAGUAUUGUCAUCAUUUACAAGAAAAGAAGAGCUAACGUGCAGCUUCAUUUUGGAGCGCGAUAUGUUCAGAGGGAGCCAACCGGUGACCCUGCUAACGUUGUCAAUACAAGCACACACAACAUCGUAGACUCAAACAUCAACCUGGCCAUCAUAGAUCCCAUUCUUGAUCAGAACCGCGAUGUGGACAUCCCAUUGGUGCCCGUUAACCCUUACCUUGAGCUGGAAGAUGGGGAUACGUACGACUGCAUAUCUGAGGGCGGUCUGCAACUCAAUAGGGCACUUCCGCCGCUUCCAGACGACACAAGAAGACCACUCAGGGGAAGUGUAGAUGAGGGAGAUGUAGAAGAGGAGAAAGAAGGUUACUGCAUCGGUAGAGUCGGGCGUUGCACAGAAGAAUAUGAUGAUGACACAGAAUGAACUUUUUUGAUAAGUUUAUAGAAUAAUUAUACUGUGUUUUUUUAUUAUAUGUAUAUAAAUUAUUUUAACCCUGACCAACAUGAAUAUUUAAUCGCAAGCAAAUACGUUCGUUAUACGAAACAAUGCCUGUUUCGAACAGUUAUUGCACAACCGAUCAACAAUCUUUGUGUCUGUCACAAAAGCUCAUCCUCAGAAAUGAUGGUGGGUUUAUUCCUUAAACUGAGAUACGCUAGCAAAUGAAUGCCGGAUGACCAUGUCCCUUGAGAACUUUAUCAACGCCAUGCUUGGUUGUGGUCUGUUUACAACCCUUUCUCGAACAGAUUACCUUUUUUAAGUUGCCAGUAAACUGUGCAGCCUUGAUAGGGUAGUUUCUAAAUUUGAACACAAAAAACAAACUGAUCUUUUAUAGCAAAUUUUGCACGUUUUAAACCUAUUUAUUUUAUCUCGAUUGCAUUAAAGUACUUACGACUUAUUUGUAACGCCCCGAGUCCAUUUUCUGGGCUAAACAAAAGUACUUAGAAUCUUUGUGGGUGAACGCUCCCACAGUGGGGAUCGAAGCCUCGACCUCCAAAUUUCUAGGCAGACACCAUACCCAUUACACAACGGCGACUUAUUUAGCAGCCGAGUCUAACAUUUUAAGAACGUAACAACCACAAGGUCAAACAUACCACUAUACAGAAACCCGAUGUUAAUUAUUAUACUUAUCGACAAUAGUCCAUUCAAUAUGAAACACGAUACGAAUUACUAGAAAAGUUGUGACUGGUCUUCAUAAGUAACAUUUAAUUGCACAAAAUGGAACAUGAUUUAAUAGUGUUGUGUUGACAUUAUGUAGAUUUGUUAUUUGUAUAUUUGUACACGUAUUAUCUUCCUUGUCAGUCUUACUUUUUCUAUAAAAAUGUAAUACAUCUUGUUUUAUUAUUUUGUAUAUACAUUGCAUAAUAAUAUCUAACUCUUAAUAUGAAAAAAAAAUUCUUACUGAUGUGAAUGGUAAUGUGAAAAUGAUUGCAUGUAUUUAAUCCUAGGUCAACUGAAACGAAUGUACAUUUACUAUUUUUACACUCAAAGUGGCAUAACACAUGUCAUGCACUGUCUUUACACGGUAAGUUGCAUCGUUCAAAUAUCACUAAUUAUGCCGUUUAAAAACUCCAUACCUUUAAUGUGAAAAAGCUAUCGACUUGAAAAACAGAUCAACUGUUGCUUAGUUACUUAUUUUACCUUUUUUCUAAAGUCAUGCUCUGCGAUUUCGCAUUGUCAGCUGAAAUUGUAUAUUGCUACCUUAGUUGUGAAUUCGUGCUUGAGUUUGUGUUGUGCCAUUCGAUACGCUUAUUUGCGUUUAUCAAAUAUCGUAUUGUUUAGUAUAUUAUAUUCAUUGAUUUAUCUUUUUUUUGUGAGUGCUUUUUUUAGAGUCUAUGACUAUGUUAUGCAUGUGCAAUAUUAUCUCUGAGCCAUUCAAUUUAUAUUUAUCAACCACAUAUUUGAUUUAAUGAUUGUGAUACUGUUCUUGAUUUAAUUGUGUCUUGGAGGGAUCAGCGUAUUUUGUUUUAUUUAAAAAAAAACCGGCGCAAUAUAUUCCGAUAACCAGGACUCGUAUUUGGUUACUGUUCGAGAUAUAUUCUACCAGACGCAAGUUCGUUCUUGUUAUUUAAGUUUUUGUUAAAAUAUUUGAUAACACUCCUUAAUAUUAUAUUCUGAUUCUGAUUAUACUUUCUUCAAAUAUAUCUUCUCUUUGAA
This is a messenger RNA of Dreissena polymorpha, 5328 nucleotides long. RefSeq names its product low-density lipoprotein receptor-related protein 6-like. NCBI's taxonomy places the organism in Eukaryota, Metazoa, Mollusca, Bivalvia, Myida, Dreissenidae. Bases 52 to 3597 code for a protein of 1181 amino acids. The record is from RefSeq and is a predicted model, not a curated record. The transcript is spliced from 22 exons.